AUGGAGGAUUUACGCGGGUUGCCGAACUUGGCCGAGAUUCUCGGGCUGUCCGUCGGAAAUAUGGAGUACGAAGCACCCACACUGAGCCCCGGCUCAUCAUCAAGCGAACAAAAGAAACGAAUCGGGAAAAAGAGAAAACACCGAGGAUCGUCGUCAGAAGGAGGCGAUGAUGGGGAAAAGGAUUCGGAUCAAGAAGGAAAAGAUGGGGAUAAGAUCGGGAAAAUUGGCAAAUUACCGAAAAAGGACAGCGAUCCGGAGUGGUCACUCGGGCGAGAGAACUUGGAGGGACGACAGCAGCGAUCGGCGAGGAAGCGAGGUCCCCAAUCAUACCGCGAGGCCGACAUGUUCAAGCAACAGAUCGCCCAGAUGACUCCGCCUCCUCCUCGACCUCGGAAUCGUCUCAACGUUGAAUCAAAGCUGGCCGGGUACCCUGGAGCCUCAAUUCGAGCACCAGCAUCCAAUCCACUUCAACAUCCACCAGCCACCUCGCUGAAAGCGAUCAUUCAACGAUUGGAGAAGCCGCAGGAACACGAAUUCCUUACCUCGCAUCCGAAUCUGAAAGCACUGAUACCGUGUCCGAUCAAUCGUUUAUCGAUUCCAUCAAGCGACAAGAGGAUUUUCAUCGCUGAGAUCGAGCUCAGGCCGGAGUUCCUCUCGUGUUCGGGCGGUUUCCGGCGUUUCAUCAAGAGUAUCACCGAUCAAACGUUGUUGCAACUGUUGGAGACCCUCAAAGUGAGCUGGGCGGUCGACGGCGCGGACGAUUACGCGAAAUUGGGCCAAGUGAUGCGAAUUAUUUGGAACAUGCAAAGCGACGCGACGCGGAUGCUUUGGGAGCUCGAGGCGCGAGAGGAUUGCCGAUUGGCGAACAAGAUCGAGCUGCCGAGAAAAGCAAUUGUCAAGGAGAUCGGGGAGAACAUUGACGAAAAAGGAGAAGAACAUCCGAUGGAAAUCGACGGGGAGAAUGGAGAGUGCAAGGAGAAUUUGGGGGAACUAGGGAAAGGGAGUACAAGGGCCACCACCGAGGAGCUGACCGAGGAGGGAGAAUCCUUGAUGACAAAAAUGCCCGCUGCCGAGCAGCCUUUGAUCGCAAACGGGCAACCCGGGAAUCAUCCCGAUCGAAUGACCCUGCGGUGUCCGACGUGCAAAGAGGCGUCGUCUGACAUGCACACCUUUGGAGAGCUCAUAAACCACUACCUCUCUCAUCACUUCCUCGGCAUUCACUAUGGUUGCCAUUUGUGUGGACAAGUUUUUCAAUCGAUGACCGCGCUGAAUGCGCAUGGAUGUGAGCAAUUCAAUCAGUAUUUGCUGGAAUUGCUGCUUGUGCCUGGAAACAAAACGAAUACGCUAGAGAUGAAGUACUCCUUUUUCUUCUUAUCCUGUUCCGAUUGUGGUCUUCUCUUUCCGAUCAGCUCCAAAUUCGACACAAAUGGGCAGGUGUCCACUUUCUAUGCGCAAUGGUUUUUGUUGCUGAAACUCUUGUCUCUUCACAAUUGCGAGAAUUUGGUGCCACUCGUUGUUUAUAUGAACAAAGUGCCGGAUGAGUCGAUUAGUGAGUUGACGCUGAAAGUGACCCCAACGAUGUGCUUACGGGAUUUCCCUUUGAGUUGCGAUGAAUGCAAAAUUGAGAACUUUGGAUCACCACAAGAAUGCGAGGAUCAUUUCAGAGAUUUCCACCCGAAACGAGACUACGUGUGCAACGAGUGCGGCGAGGCUUUUGGCACACGGCCAUUCCAAACUUCCCAUUGUCUUGCCCAUCUCUCACCAACGUUUCUCCUUGCCGAUUAUCUUUCAACGCAAUGCCGUUUUUAUCCGCCAGCCGGUGAUGAAAGCUCUCCAUUGAGGCUUGAGAAAACUUCAUUCACCCCACUCGGUGGCACUGGGAAACUGCUGAGCGGAUGUGUAGAAGAGUACGCGAAACCCUUUGACAAUCACUUGUUCACAAAAUUGAGACAAACGACGUUGAUGAAGAAGGUCUAUUUGGAGGAGAAACGGAGAAAGAAAAAUGAAGGCGAUGACGAUCCAGAUUACGAGGACACUCUGCACGACGAUGACUCAAAAAUUCAGCUUCCCGAUCUCGGUUUGGAUCACAUUACGUUGGAAAUUGGGGAAGUGCUUGGAGAAAAGGAAAAGAAUGGAUUGGCCGAAUAUUUCAAAGAGAACGAGGACGCAAAAUCGCUGCUCAGCUGUCCAAAGACGUGGCUUUUCGACGAAGAACAUGUGCUGGAAAAGUUGAAAAUCGAUUCGGAGACCUAUAGGAAAGGAAAUAAGGUGAAGUUCUCAAUUCAAUGCGAGAACUCGUACGCAAGUGCCUGGAUGGGGCAGUUCUCGACAAAUAUUGCGCUGCCGAUUCGACGAGAGCUCGGCCAUUUGGAUUUCUCUGCGCUUUUCGAUUCCCUACCGGAAGAGGAGAGGGUCUAUCUUUGCCAUUGCGGCGUGAUUUGUCGUGGCACCUCGGCGGCCGAGCACGCGUUGACCUGUUUCAUCACCGAAUCAUCUGGAGAUGUGAAUUUGGAUAUGAGUGAUCAGAUAACUUGUCUUUAUCUACCUGAUUGGCCUAGCGACGUGCGGAUUCAUUGCUUUGAGAAAGGCUGCAAGACUUCAACGUGCAGCGUCUUGGCCCUGCAGGCUCAUCUGCUAAGCGAACACUCGAAAUUUCAUCCGAUUCAAGGCGCAAAAACGAAUAAUGUUUCCUUCUCGAAACGGAUCCACAAGAAGGAUUAUCAAACGAGAUUGGCUCGGGAAUCCGACGCGGCACUGGGGAUGAAAGCCGAUGGAUUCUUGGUGAAAAAGAAUGCCUUUUUUCCCGUUCACCGUUCGAUAUUGGCCGGUUAUCAGGCUCAGGCCCAGACACAAUCACAGAGCUACCAUCGACCAACUCCCGGGAACAAGGGUGAACCAAAUCUCGAAGUUCUUCCCUUCCGGGUGACGGGCAUCGGCAAGAGCAUCUACGAGUGCAAUUUAUGCCGCUUCCGCACGGAUAAUUUCAAAUUCUGCGCCCUGCACCUGAUCAAUAACCACGCCGAUCCAUGCAACGCUUGCGGCUCGGUCUUCAUGCAAAAAGUCAACCGAGAGAUCCAUCAGCUGCAGAAUUGCUCUCGACCGACGCAAAAUCCAAACAAACUGAACCCUCGAGUAAGCUGUCCGGUUUGCGGUUUCAACGAUCGAAUCCGUUACGUCGUUCACCACAUGAUCCAGACGCAUUACCCGAUGAUUCGCUAUCAUCGACUCGAUGGAACGAUGUACCCUGCAAUCAAGGAGAUUUUCUUUAAUGAGGUUGAGUCCGCGAAACGGCCACAGGUGGUCGAAUUGGACGACGAUGAGAUAAGCAGUGUCGAGAGUGGCGCUUUAAACGGGGUGCCCGAGGGGGUAAAUGGGAAUGCUGACGAUUUGCUCUAUUUCGACAAUCCGAGAACACAAUUCAAGUGUUUCAUGUGCGAUAUGUGUUUUGGAAACAAGGAACAGUUGGAGGCGCAUUACAAGGCCCAUCCCGAACAGUGGACGAAUUGUCCGAUCUGCGCAAAAGGCGGGGUCCAAGUGGAGAUCGAGUCGCACGAGGCGAUGAGGAAACACAUCGACGCUGUCCAUCUCAAGGUCACCGACGGGAAAAAGUACUGCACCUACUGCUCGCGAUGUCUCGAGAAACGCGUGUACAGUCAUGUCAUCUAUGAAUGCACGGCGAUCAAGGCAUGCAUGAUUUGUGGGACUGACAAGUUCGACUCGAUCGCCCGUCACCGUACCACGACGCAUGGCAAUGGCAUUAUGUCCCGUUUCGAGUGCAAUCUCUGUCAUAUCAAAACGUUCUCAUGUGACUACGUAAAAGAACAUUCCUGUAUGUCUACCUUUUUGCCGCAUCGGUGCAAUUGUGGAAAUGGAGAGGUUUACAUCGAUCGAAGCGCUUUCGAAGCCCAUUUCCGGAAACACAUUCAAAGCACGAAGAAUGAGUCAAAAUGCCUUCUUUGCACGGCGAUCAUCCCGCCAAGCAAGAACUUGUUCGUGCAUGGCCAACAACAUAUGAUCAUUCAAAAGGACACGUCGGGCCGUCGGACGAUCGUUUUGGACAAAAAUCUGGUGAUUGAUGAGGAGAAGCUGGAGGAGAAGCGGCAAAAAGAGGACGCAAAAGUCGUCAAAGAGAUCGUUCGAGCGAUGGUUCGGGAAAUCGUUGAAGAAAGAGGCGAAGAAUGGGAAGAUGGGGAAAGCUCGCCGGAAGACGAUGAUUGUCUGAUAAUUGAUCCCCAGUCGUCGACAGGAGGAGCUCAACUGCAGUUGCCUCGGGAAGAGGGGGACACGGGACUUCCCCAAAGUGUGACAAUGAGCGGGUAUUUUGAAGACGAUGAGACAAAUGAGCUGGGUGACGAAUUCUCGUGUGUGUCGGCCGUCCAACCAACAAUCAAAGAGAUCACCGUCGAGGAUGAAGAUGACGAGCUGGCGGUGAUCGCUCAAGUUGAAUAUCCGGCUGGAACACUACCUUCAACAGUUGCCUCGGGAUCGCGAACGAGGCGGAACAAUUGCCCGAAGUGUUCGGCCAAAUUCAUCACCGAGAAAUCGUUAAAGUACCACCUCGACACCGCGCACAAAUUCGAUGCUGGGGGAACGAUUAUGGAGGACCUGGGCAUCCCCGAGCACACCUCUGUCUUCAUUUGUCGCCCGUGUUGCGUGGCGUUCAAGGCGCCCGCUCAGCUGCAAACCCAUCAAAAGCAACACGUCGGAUCGAAUCAGUUAAAUUGUGAUCGCUGCUCGAUGGUUGCCUACAACGCUCAACUCUUGGAUAUUCACAUGAAAUCGCAUAAUGAUGGCCGACUCACCUUCUCAUGUCAUCGAUGCCAUUUCGCGUACAAAACUGAUUCCGAGCUCUACGGCCAUUUGGAAGAAAAGCACCAAGUGCCACUGAUCUAUUUCUGUAAGACGUGCAAUUUGGGCUCAACGAAUGGACUGUUGAUCGCCGAACACGUGACCUCGAGGAUGUGCGCACCGAAAUACCAAGGGAAGAACAUCGAGGCGAACUUCGGGAUCGCUCCCGCAUCGAUUUUCCACUACAAUCCGCCGGAUCUCGAUCGAUACAAGCAGCUGGUUGCACAGAAGGCGAUCAAGGCAAUCGACCCCUCACUUUGCAAUCACCGCACUUUCGUGGCUCCAUCGCAAACGGUGGUCGCUUGUUUGGAGUGUCACUGCUUGAUGAAUAUUGCCAGCUUUUUGGCCCAUAAAGAAGCGACCGGUAGUGGCGCGGAGGAUAUCCAAUACGCUCUCGUCAAUCACCCUCACGUUCUUUCACCACAACGAAAGAUGAUCAAUCUCGUGAAUCGGAUGGGCACAGGGAAAUGGGCGAAUGGGACUGGGAAUAGAACGAUGCCACAAGUUCAGCCAGUGGUCCAACAGCCACGUCCACAAGUGGUUCAACAGCCACGUCCACAAGUGGUUCAACAGCCACGUCCGCAAGUGUCCAACUUCCCACCGCAAGCUUACAACUUUACCGGAUUGUGGACAAAACUUGGGCCACCACCCAGCAGACAGACUGCAGCUCGAACACCGUACCAGCCUCUCCACUCGGCAACCCGGCGAGCACCCUCGGCCACCGCUCAGAUCUCGACGAAACCGAUCAACACACCAGAGUUGAACCUGGCAACUGUGCUUGGCGACAUGCUGAAGAACAACGGGAGUACGGCUCAACAGUCGAGAACCACUUUUUCGGCAUCAACCCGCUUUCAACCACCCCGUGUGCAACUAUCAAGAGCACAGCCAACGAGGAAACCACAAGAAGUCGUGCUGAGUGAUGAUGAGGAAACCAGUACUCCACAGAGUUCGAAUGGCUCAUCUCACUCGACGAACAAAAUUGGCGCUCCGUGCCACAUUUGCCACAAGUCGAUCAACAACAAGGACCUGCUACAAUUGCACGAAUUGCACACGAACGGGCACAAUUACUUCUGUCUGGAUUGCCCGAUCAGCUUGCCGGAUGAACAAGCCGCCAUCGAGCACUACUUCACUGUCCAUGUCAAGAAGACGCCCGCUAGGGAAAAACCACUCGUGUUCGAUUUGAAAUGCCCGUUCCAUGGAUGCGAAUUCAAGACGGAGACGCUCGUCACGUUGAGGCAACACUUGGACACGCACAAUUUGCCCGUCAAAAGCCAGCAUUGCUCGACAAGUUUCUCAACGGAAGGUCAUCGGAAAGCGCACGACAGAGAGCAUGAAAAGUUGGAAGAAGCCGGCAUCGAGGGGAAUUGUUGCUUGUUGUGCGGCACGUUGGAUGUUUGGACGAAGAGACUACCCGAUUUCCCGAUGCCCAUUUCGCACAUGGCAAUUCAUGGGCUGAGAAAGUUCGUCAUGUGCCGCGAUUGUAACGUUUGCUUCAAACACGAUGCUCAGGGCAAGAAACUCGUGCAACAUUUCCAAACGAUUCACACCAAAGAGUUGUCCCGUGGAUCGGACCAAGUCCAAUGCAAACUGUGCCAAACACUGUUUCCCAUAAACGAUUUGGCCAAGCACGCGAGAGAAAAGCAUUAUGUCCAUGGUUUCAAGAAGCGUUCCCGUGCCAAAGAAGGACAAUUAAUCGUCACUGCUGGGGCUUCACUGCGUGUCUAUUUGGGUCUCCAGCCGGUUUAUCAUCCCGAUGAUAAAAGUGAUAUUGAU
Molecule: messenger RNA, 6621 nt
Organism: Mesorhabditis belari
Lineage: Eukaryota; Metazoa; Nematoda; Chromadorea; Rhabditida; Rhabditidae
Source: the annotation of a GenBank genome assembly